AAUAAAAUCUAAAAGAAGAAAGACAACAACAGCUGGUCAGCCAUCUCCGUAGCUUGCUAACCAACAUAGCGGAACCGCCCCAUCUCUUUAGACGCUUUCUGGUAUAUGAGCCACUCUGUUUUGAACACAUUUCUGUCGUUUAGCUAAUUAUCUCAUUUAAUUUCCUAUUUACCUUGUUAUUAGUCAGCUAGCUGGCUUGUUAAGUUAGCAUUAGCCUAGCUAGCUAACUGUUAGCUAACAUCCCCCGACCAUGAGUUCACCAAGCUACUCUCCUCCUGAUGAAGAGGAGGGGGUCUGCUGGACGGAGAAAGAGGGUCUGUGGCUGAAUGUUGUCGUGAAAGAGGAGAAUCAAGAGGAGGAUGUUACAGUAAAACAAGAAGUAGAGGAAGAGGAGGCUGUUACCAUACAAAAACAAGUAGAGGGUGAGUCUGUUACAGUGAAAGAAGAAGAGAAAGACGUUUCAGUGAAAGAAGAGGAAGACCCGAUCAGAGUGAAAGAAGAAGAUGAGGAUGUGACUGUAAAAGAAGAGGAGGUUGCAGUUUUUGGAGUGAAGGAGGAGAAAGAGGGAGAGAUAACUGUCAUAUUGGAAGAGGAGUCGGGAGAUCUGAUUAACACCGGAGAGAGACUGAACUAUCGUGGAUCUUCUGGGGAGCCUCAACAACCUCAUGACGCUGAAGAGGCAGAGACGAGUUUCUCCAGAUCAGAACACCUCAAGAAACACCAGCAGAGACCGUCAGAGAAGAAACCUCACCGCUGCUCUGACUGUGGGAAGAGUUUCAGCUCUUCUUCAGAUCUUAAAAUACACCAGAGAAUCCAUACAGGAGAGAAACCUUACAGCUGCUCCGACUGUGCAAGGAGUUUUACUACACGUAGUCAGAUGAUAUCUCAUAGGAGAACACACACAGGAGAAAAACCUUUCAGCUGUGAUCGAUGUGGGAAGAGUUUUGCUCAGUCAGGCAACCUGACAAUUCACCAGAGAACACACACGGGUGAGAAACCUUACCACUGCUCUGACUGUGGAAUGAGUUUUACUACCUCAGGUGGACUGAUAUCACACCAGAGAACACAUACAGGAGAUCAGUGUGGGAAGAGUUUUCCUGCCGCAAGGAACCUGAAUCUAGUUCACCAGAGAGAGAACACAGCUGAUCUGACUGUACACCAGAGAAGCUACACUGUAGAGAAACCAUACCAUUGCUCAGACUGUGGGAUGAGUUUUACUACAUCAAGUGGACUGAUAUCACACCAGAGAAUCCACACUGGAGAGAAACUAUACCACUGCUCAGAUUGUGGGAUGAGUUUUGCUGGAUUAGACAAACUGACUGUACACCAGAGGUUACACACAGAGAGGACUUUUAGUUGUGAUCAAUGUGGGAAAAACUUUGCUGCAGCAACAAACCUGAUAGUUCACCAGAGAACACACACGGGAGAGAGGCCUUAUAGCUGUGAUGAAUGUGGGAAGAGAUUCACUCAGUCAGCACACCUGACUGUACACCAGAGAACCCACACGGGAGAGCAGCCUUAUAGCUGCGAUCAAUGUGGGAAACAUUUUGCUUUGCCAGGAAACCUGACUGUACACAAGAGAACACACACCGGAGAGAAACCUUACAGCUGUGAUGUAUGUGAGGAUAGUUUUGCCACCUGGACUGCCCUGGCUACACACAAACGAAUCCACACAGGUGAGAAACCGUACCACUGCUCCGACUGUGGAAUGAGCUUUACUUCCUCAAGCGACUUGAGAAGACACCAGAGAAAACACACAGGAGAGAAACCUUACAGCUGUGAUCAGUGUGGGAAGAGCUUUAUUCGCUCAGACUCCCUGGCAAAACACAAGAAAAUACAUGCAGGAGCCACAGACCUGGGUAGUGGAACACAGAGUGUGGAAUGAUCUCCAACACCAGACCUGGGUAGUAGAACACAGAGUGUAGAAUGAUCUCCAACACCAGACCUGGGUAGUAGAACACACAGUGUUGAAUGUCUACUACAGAGUACAGAAUGAACUCCAACACCAGACCUGGGUAGUAGAACACACAGUGUUGAAUGUCUACUACAGAGUACAGAAUGAUCUCCAACACCAGACCUGGGUAGUAGAACACAGAGUGUAGAAUGAUCUCCAACACCAGACCUGGGUAGUAGAACACACAGUGUUGAAUGUCUACUACAGAGUACAGAAUGAACUCCAACACCAGACCUGGGUAGUAGAACACACAGUGUUGAAUGUCUACUACAGAGUACAGAAUGACCUCCAACACCAGACCUGGGUAGUAGAACACACAGUGUUGAAUGUCUACU
Molecule: messenger RNA, 2289 nt
Organism: Oncorhynchus mykiss (rainbow trout)
Lineage: Eukaryota; Metazoa; Chordata; Actinopteri; Salmoniformes; Salmonidae
Source: RefSeq, a predicted model, not a curated record